Molecule: messenger RNA, 540 nt
Organism: Penaeus monodon (black tiger shrimp)
Lineage: Eukaryota; Metazoa; Arthropoda; Malacostraca; Decapoda; Penaeidae
Product: cuticle protein AM/CP1114-like
Exons: 4
Coding region: 1-540 (179 amino acids)
Source: RefSeq, a predicted model, not a curated record
AUGGAUGGUCUUCUUUUUGGAAGGAUCGAUGUCCUAGAAAAGCGUCCAGACUCGCGUAACCUUUUUGAUUUCAGCCUACAGCCCUUCAAACAUGAACUCCGUAAGUUAUUGCGACUGUUAUAUUGUAUCAGUGAUGAUUUUGGGAAAAUCCCGGGUUCUCGCGCCCUCGUUGCCGUGGCAGCCGCUGCCCCCCAGCAGCAGCCGCCCGUCGCCAUCCUCCUGGCCGAGCGCGUUUUUUCCUCCCGAAACGGCGCUUACUCCUUCCAGUUCCAAGCAGAGAACGGAAUUGUGCAAAGCGAGACUGGAACACCCGGGGUUCUCAAGGCCAGACAAAUGUGCAAGGAGUUUUCAGUUUCCCCCGGGAAGACGGCAGAAAUCGCCGAAGUCCGGUACCAAGCUGACGAGAACGGCUUCCAGGCCCAGUCCCCCUCUGCUCCCUUUCGCCCCCGAGUUCCCUCACCCAUCCCGCAGUUCGUCCUCGACCAGAUCGCCUUCGCCGAGGAGCAGGAUCGCCUCGAAGCUCAGCUUCAGUUCCAGUGA